Haplochromis burtoni (Burton's mouthbrooder) is the source of this 2079-nucleotide messenger RNA. RefSeq names its product PNKD metallo-beta-lactamase domain containing (gene pnkd). Gene Ontology annotation, cellular component: mitochondrion. Gene Ontology annotation, molecular function: hydroxyacylglutathione hydrolase activity. Bases 1 to 1077 code for a protein of 358 amino acids. Lineage: Eukaryota; Metazoa; Chordata; Actinopteri; Cichliformes; Cichlidae. The transcript is spliced from 9 exons. The record is from RefSeq and is a predicted model, not a curated record.
AUGGCGCUUCCUGACUGGAUAAUAACACUGGUAGCCACUUCAUCCUUCAUCUGUUUUUGUUUGUGCCUUCGCUACAGACGGACAGGACAGGUGUUUUGGAGAAAACUGUUCAGCAAGAUAAUGGCCCGAACGGAGAAGCCCUUGUUCCGAAUAGCGUACACACUCUACACUAAGACCAGACUUGGCUACAUGUACUACAAACGGCAAAUGCGGAAAGCUCGUGAAAAUUACCCUGGAGGGCAUUCAGCUACAGAUCCCGUGGAGUUCAAUGGUGUUAAAAUAAUUCCUAUCUCUGUGCUCUCUGACAACUACAGCUACCUUAUCAUCGACAGAGCCUCGAGCAUCGCAGUUGUUGUAGACCCUGCAGACCCUCAGAUAGUUCAGGCAGUCCUCGAGGCAGAAGGAGUAAUGUUAGAAGCAAUACUAUGUACACACAAGCACUGGGACCACAGUGGGGGAAACAAAGGGUUGAAACGGCUGCACAGCUCAUGCCGAGUUUAUGGAAAUGCGGCUGAUAACAUUCCUGGCCUCACGCACCCUCUCUCACACAAUGACUCGGUAACAGUUGGGCGUAUGCGCUUUAAGGCCCUCUUUACCCCUGGACACACGGUAGGCCACAUGAUCUACCUCUUGGAUGGUCAAACGGUCGGUGCCCCCUCCAGCCUCUUCUCUGGUGACCUGGUGUUUCUCUCAGGAUGUGGGAGAAUGUUUGAAGGCAGUGCAACAACAAUGCUGUCAUCUCUGGACACAGUUGGCUCCUUGACUGAUGAUACUCUAUUAUGGCCUGGUCAUGAGUAUGCAGAGGACAACCUGCUGUUUGCUGCUGAGGUUGAGCCGCACAACACAGCCAGGGAAAACAAAUAUCAGUGGGUGCUGCAGCAGCGAGGCCAGAAGCUGUGCACGUGUCCCUCCACGAUUGGAGAAGAGAAGCAGUACAAUCCUUUCCUGCGCAGCCACUCUGCAGAGCUCCACCUGGCUCUGGGUGUCCAGCAAUUCCAGGAAGAAGACUGGACCCAGUUUAGGGCAAGGGUGCUGGAGGAACUGCGAAAACGCAAAGACCUCUACAACAGGAGAUAGUACUACCAAGACGUCCUAAACUUUAGGGAACAGCAGAGCUCAGCUGCACCAGGCACUGGUACAAAAGCAGCUAUUUGCAGGUGAAAGCUAAUAAUAAAUUGAUCUCUAAAGGUACUGUAGAAACAGUUUGAUCUAUUAUCUCAGUGUUAAGGGGCAUUAAGUAGUUUCUGACCUGUAGACCUGUAGCUAGGAUGGUAACCACAACUUCGUUAUUAUAUAAUACUCAUUAAUAGUUCUAUUACCUCUCCAAAUGCUGUAAACUACAGUCAUUUUUUUGUUCAUGAGAAGAGCAGUGCUGAUUUUGUUUUUACUUUUUACAUAGGAUGUAAAUAUUAUUGUUUUGCAUUACUAGAGCAUAGACAUUUUUUUCCUUAUUGAGGGUUUUUUUGAAACACACGGUGAUAACAAUGCACUACACUGAACCGUUAACAUGUUAGGUACUGAUUUGUUUACUCAAUAGUAGUUUUUAGAACAAGUAAUAAAUUGUAUUUAAAAGGUUUCUGAGACAAUCUUUGGUACACACGCUGUAUUUGUUACCCCGGUUUCAGACUUGCAGUGAUGCUGAAGGGUAAUUAUCUUUUCCCCAAAGACUGACAGUUUGGGAUUUGAGUAUUUGAUUGUGAAUAUUUGAUAUUGUGAUAUCAACAUAUUCACCAAAUUAAUGCUAGGAUUCAUUUAAUAAAUCGCAAAGGCACUUUGCUGUUGGUACCUUGUGUGAAAGUGAGCACAAUGUGACAAAAAAAAGUCUGUACAUUAUUAUUAUUUUUUAUAAUAAGCCAGUUUAUUAAUGCAGAUUUUUUUUUUUUUUUUUUUUGUAGUUUGACUUAAAAAAGUAACACAAACAUUCAUUCUUUGCAAUGGUUGUGUUUGGGCUACUUGUAGGGCUGUGCCAUAUGACCAAAAUCUCAUAUCCCGAUAUAAGACAUCUAUCGUGCGAUAAUGAUAUAAAUCACAAAAAUGUAACAUUUUCUGUAAAUUCUGUGAAUCUCGGGCAGCUCGUCU